AUGAAGUUUGGGGGGAAGGGGAUGAUCCAGCUCAUGGUACUGCUAUACAAUUGGGUGUGGAAAAACGAGUAUACGCCAAGUAGAUGGAGGGAAGGAGUGGUUGUGAACUUGUUUAAGAAAGGAGACAAGACUGACCCAGGAAACUACAGGGGGAUCACACUGUUGAACACAGUAGGAAAAGUGUUCUGUAAGCUGCUGAACGAUAGGAUAGUGGGAGUAUUGGAGAAGGAACAUAGCAUUAGUGAGGGCCAGGCAGGUUUCCGCAAGAAGAGGGGGUGCGUAGACCACGUGUUCACGGUAGGGAGAAUCAUCCAAGGUAGAAAGAGGGCGGGAAAGCCGACGUACUGCUUCUUCCU
Ectocarpus sp. CCAP 1310/34 is the source of this 356-nucleotide messenger RNA. The record is from the annotation of a GenBank genome assembly. Lineage: Eukaryota; Phaeophyceae; Ectocarpales; Ectocarpaceae.